This is a messenger RNA of Spodoptera littoralis (African cotton leafworm), 1212 nucleotides long. Lineage: Eukaryota; Metazoa; Arthropoda; Insecta; Lepidoptera; Noctuidae. The record is from the annotation of a GenBank genome assembly.
AUGGACGUUGUAUUCGGGAAUGAGACGGACUGGGGGUGGAACGCGACCGACGAGGGGGAGAGUACGAACCUCUACAACUACUGGGCAUGGAGCAUCGUGGACGGCUCACUGAUGCUGCUCAUCGUGAGUGGGAACACACUGACGAUCCUGGCGGUGACGCUGAGUCGGCGGCUGUCGUCGCUCGUGUCCAACCAGUUCGUGCUCAACCUAGCCAUAUCCGACCUGAUGGUGGGCCUCACGUUGCCUUACCAUUUGAUCUUCUACUUAAACGAUGACUUUGGCACUAUCAAAUGGUCGUGUCUGAUGCGCUUUAUUCUCAUAAUCUUAGCGUGUCUCGCGUCCAUUUAUAACAUUAUAGCGAUAGCUGUUGACAGGUACAUAGCGAUAGUGCACCCACUCCACUACAGCCGGUACAUGACCAAGCUAGUGACGCGGCUGCUGAUGAGCGCCACCUGGUCGGUCGCCGUCUGCAUCAGCUGCAUACCCGUCUUCUGGAACGACUGGCACGAAGGAGUUGCUUGCGAGAUGAAUAUGGUGGUGCCCAAGAAAUACACGACGAGUAUACUGGCGCCGAUGUUCUCCUUGAUCUGGUUGGUGAUGUUCAUCCUGUACUGGCGGAUAUGGCGCGAGGCCACCUGCCAUGCACGCCGCAUGAGGGCCAACACCUGCUGCCCAACGGGGGCUAACGAUUGGAAGAGCAUACAGGUGGUGCUCCUGGUCCUCGGGUCGUUCUCAAUAUGUUGGAUGCCGUUCGUGGUGGUGGCGUGUGCCCAGACGUUCCCUAUCAUGCCGCUGCACAAUCACAUAGCGUACCGCGUCACCUCGUCGCUAGCUAUGUCAAAUUCCGGCAUAAAUCCACUUAUCUACGCGUGGAAAAACGCGGGCUUUCGUGCCGCUUUUGCAAAGUUACUACGAUGCAAGAGACCGGACACGUCUGAAUACAGAGGCUCCCCGGCCCCAGAGAGGAAGCGAGGCUCGGUGGCGCUGAGAGAGGGGUCUAUCACGCGGUCGAGCGCGCCGAGUGCGCUGUCCAGCCUGGGCGGGCGGCCGGCGCGGCUGCUGUACAUGGAGCACGAGGCGGACACGGCGCGCUGCCGUAUCAUCGAGAACGCGGGCUACGUGGAGGCGGAGCGCGGCGACACCAACCCCUCGUACGCGCCCGACGGGCCCACGCCGGUGCACCGGCCCGCCACGCGCGCGGACUUAGUGUAG